This is a messenger RNA of Cucurbita pepo subsp. pepo (vegetable marrow), 3187 nucleotides long. RefSeq names its product F-box/LRR protein. Gene Ontology annotation, cellular component: SCF ubiquitin ligase complex. Lineage: Eukaryota; Viridiplantae; Streptophyta; Magnoliopsida; Cucurbitales; Cucurbitaceae. The record is from RefSeq and is a predicted model, not a curated record. Gene Ontology annotation, biological process: SCF-dependent proteasomal ubiquitin-dependent protein catabolic process.
AGGCGUUUGGCGGGAAAGCGCAACCGUCCCGUAAACAGCGUGAAGAAGAAGCUUCUGGUCGCUCCCCCAAUGGUAAAAACCUAACCAUCAAACCCACUUCUCCAUCGCCUCCGAUUCUCUCUGGCGACGCUGCCUCCAGUUUUCCGACCACUAUUCCUUCUGUCUCCGCCGCACGCUUCAUUGUUAUGACGGUUCUCAGGUCUCGUAAAGUUGUCCCUCCGCCGCCUAAUUCCAAAUCCCUAAAAUCCCCUUCCAACACUCUCCACCAGCCCUCUACACCCUCUCAACAUCACGAAAUUCAACCCCCUCACUCUCCUUCCCAUCCUUCCCCUUUUUCAUCUACCGGUUCUGUUAUUGAUUCCACUGCGUUGCCCUCCGAUGGCGCCUCCGGUUCCGGAGUUUAUCGUAGGCGGAGUUCCCGACUCGCUGGGAAAGGGCUUGACGCUGAGCAUUCUGAUGUUGACUGCGUUCUUGGUAACUCCCCCCGAACGGAGAUGAAAGAGGAGACGAUUGGUAAUCGGGAUUUGGGCCUGGCCUCGGAUGGGAAGUUGGAGGUUCAUUCAGUUCGUACUGAACAUGAGGGUUUGAAGGUUAAUGAAGAGGCCGAUGGCUUAAGUGAACUUAGGCGGAGUAUUGAUUUUGAAUGUACAGGAUCGAAGAGCGACGAGGUUAAUGUAAAUGGGAAGAGAAAAUUGAACCCCACUAUGGAUUCACCUGCUGGGGAUAUGGUUGAUGGAAGUUCUGAGAGUAAAGAGUGUCUUAGUUUACGUUCGGGGAAGAGAGUUUUGAAGACGUUGAAACAAGCGAUCGGUGUGGACAUUACUACACCCCAUAACGUUGAUGGGUUAGUAGAAGAGAGGAGGGGUUUAAAGGAUAGUGAUAAAGAUGGAAUUGAUCUGAAUGGAAUUAGAGGAAUUGUGAUGAAAGAGCUAAAGGAGGAGUGCAUAAGAAUUGAUGAGAAUGAUUGUACCAAGAGUAGGAAUAGAUUCAGCCGAAGAGAAAAGGGCAAAUGGAUUGUUGAUGGCCAAAGUUCAAAUGGAAAUCAUACGGUUGUAUUACAUUUUGAGCCAAACGAUGAGGUGUUAAGUGAUAAUCUAAUUGAUGAUCAGGAUUAUGGGUUGGUUCAUGAAAGACCGAAGGGAAUAGUAAUUGAUGAAGGUACAACAAAGUUGACUGGUGCAAGUUGCAGUGAUGGAGGGGAUAUGGAUGCUAAUGGCUAUUCUGCCAAUCAAGGAGAUGCUCUAGAACAUAAUGGUGUAGGGAAAUUGAUUGUAGAAGCUCUUUUGUCUCUAUCCGAAAAAUUUAUAAUCGAUUCAGAAUUGAGAUAUACGUACUGUUCUACAGAAGGUCAGGUUUCAGGCACUGCACAUAUGGCAGAUGAUGGCCCUCAUAGCAAUGAGGGUCAAGAGAUGGAGUCUAGUUCGGAAGAGGAAGUUCGAUAUGAUAUUCCUGCUGCACAAAGGGUGUGGAUGUCAGAUGAUUCGUUCAUAAGAAGAACUGCUGCUGAGUUUGCUCGAUGUAAAGAGGGCGGUGAUAAUUUGCAGAAUGUUCAGGCUGAAGGUGAAGAAGAUAUUAAAGAUUGGCCUGGGCCCUUCUCUACUGCAAUGAAGAUUGCUAGUGACCGAGCUUCAGGUCGAAGAGUACGAGUUUCAAAAUCUUUAGACAAGGAGAAUGAUCCUGCACCAGUUGAAUGGACCCCUAGAAAGAAUAAGUCUAGUAAACGCUCCCAGUCUUUGCCUCCAUCCUUGAGAGAUUUGUGCUUACGGGUUCUUGCUGAAAAUGCCGAUGCAAUUUCUUCACUGGAAUUUGUCCCAGAUGCUUUCAGACACCAGCUUAGUCGACUACUUUGUGAUUCUCGAAAAAUGAACAGUCAUGUUCUGAAUCUUCUUCUCUGUGGUUCCCCAACUGAAGUUUGUAUAGGGGAGUGCUCUUGGCUGAGUGAAGAGGAGUUUGUGAAAUCUUUUCAAGGGUGUGACACUAGCAAAUUAAUGAUACUCGAGCUUAACCAAUGUGGACGUAGUAUUUUAGAUUUUGUCGUAUUAUCUACAUUGGCUCGGUCAUCAAAUAGCUUACCUGCCCUGAAGUCAUUGUCCCUAACUGGUGCAUGUCGUCUUUCUGACAUUGGUAUCGCUGCACUUGUAUGUUCUGCUCCUGUAUUGCAAUCCUUAAAUCUGAGCCAGUGCUCCUUCCUCACCUCCUCAAGUAUAGACUCUAUUGCCAAUUCUCUGGGAUCAACUCUGAGGGAACUGUAUCUGGAUGAUUGCCUAAAAAUCAAUCCAAUGCUAAUGAUUUCUGCAAUGAAGAAGCUUCAACAUUUGGAAGUGCUCUCAUUAGCUGGAAUUGGAGAUGUUUGUGACGAGUUCAUCCAAGAAUUCCUCCCAGCUGGGGGCCAUAAUCUGAAGGAACUCAUUUUAACCAAUUGUGUGAAAUUGACGAAUAAAUCCAUAAAAGCCAUCUCGGAAACUUGCUCUUCUCUACGGGCUAUCGACCUUGUGAAUCUGUCAAAGCUGACGGAUUAUGCUUUAUGCUGUCUUGCAAGUGGUUGCAAGGGUCUUCAAAAGUUAAAGCUUUGCCGAAAUCUAUUCAGUGAUGAAGCUGUUGCUGCAUUUGUGGAGAUAUCAAGAGAGAAUUUAAAAGAACUUUCACUGAACAAUGUCAGGAGGGUUAGCCGCUGCACAGCAAUUUCGCUCGCCUGUUUUUCUAGGAAUUUGGUUAUUCUCGACGUAUCUUGGUGUCGAAAACUUACCAAUGAAGCUCUAGGCUUGAUUGUUGAUAACUGCCCAUCUCUAAGAGUGCUCAAACUCUUUGGAUGUUCUCAGGUAACAGACGUAUUUCUGGACGGACACUCGAAUCGAGAGGUAGAGAUCAUUGGACUGAAGCUGUCUCCAGUUUGGCAGCACGUCGAGCCUCACAAACGUUACCAAGGUUCAAGUUAAUAUUCAUCUGUGCCAUCCUCGUGUUAAUUUCGAUGAAUCGGUUUUAGCUAGAAUCAUUUUGCUGCUCUCCAUGCCAAAAUCUGAUAGUCAUCAUCUGCGUGAGCUUCUUUUUGUUCAAAACCUCAGUAGCUUCCUACUAAAUGCUUGUGUAGGAACUGUAUAUGUCUCUUUUUUCUUUUUGUAGAAACUUUGUAUACAGGCAUUACACAAGAAUGGUAGAACAUUACUCCAUACUUUUACUUUUACACAAC